Dermatophagoides farinae (American house dust mite) is the source of this 3124-nucleotide messenger RNA. RefSeq lists its product as uncharacterized. The record is from RefSeq and is a predicted model, not a curated record. Gene Ontology annotation, cellular component: cytosol. NCBI's taxonomy places the organism in Eukaryota, Metazoa, Arthropoda, Arachnida, Sarcoptiformes, Pyroglyphidae.
UGAUAACCUAAUGAAUUCAUUCAAUUUAUUUCAGAAUUUAUCGAAAAAUAUCGAUACGAAUCAAUUAAAUGAUGAUACCUUAUUAGGUGCUGAUCAUCUUAUUGAACAAUUAAUACAACAGCAACGAAAUCAACAACAACAAAGGCAUGCACCAGUUAACACAAAUGUUGGAAUUACUCAACAAAUACCACCGAAUCAUCAUCAACAACAGCAGCAUGCAUCCUCAUCGACAACAACAACAUUAUCUGAUAAUCAUCAAAUGAGAUUAUUAUUAAAUCAUCUUAUACAACAACCACCGAAUCAACCACAACAUUAUGCAACAACCAAAGAUGAAUUUCUUGCAUUGAAUACUCAUCAACAAAGGGAACAAUAUCUAUUGGAUAGAUUUGAACAAUUUAAUCUUACAUCAUCAACGGCUAAUAAUAAUCUCACCAGUCCAAUGAUGAAAGAUCAAUUACGACAAGUAUUGAAUGAACAACAACAACAAUAUCAUCCAUCACAUCAUCAUCAUCAACAACAACCUAUACAGCAACAACAACCACCAACAUCAAUGGGAUAUCAUCAUCAUCAGCACAUUGAUGAUGAUCAAUUAAGCACUGCCAGUAGUUCCGGAGGUGGUGGUGGUAUUAUUGGAACUGGACGUAUAACUGCCAAAAAAUUAUCAUUAGAUGAAACAUCAACAAUGACAGCAAACGUUGCUAAUGCUAGACAGCAAAUGCCACAACCUCAACAACAGCCACAACUUUUACAACGUACACAAUCCUAUGAACCUGUAAAUUUUAUUCAGCAGCCACCACAACAGUCCAUUCCGAAUCAUUCAUCAUAUGGAUCUGAUUCUGUGGUAUCACACGGCCAAUUAUCGCAACCGGUUGAAGAUCCAUUACAAUUGUUGAAGAAAUAUGCCGCUAGUGGUAAUGAGAAUUUCGUUCCAGGUGCAUUAUCCGUAACCGAUGUUGAAGAAAUACAACGACGUGAAGCUGAAGAACGAUAUCAUCAUGAACAGGAACAAAAAAGAAAUCAACAACAACGAUUACAACAACAAAUUGUGAAAUCGGAUGAAUCUACAGCCAUUGUAAUGGAUAAAUAUCAAAUGAUGGUCGAUACGACUAAUGAUUCGGUUGCCAAUGAAAUGGAAUUUAUUGAAGUUCAACGAAAUAAGCAUCGAAAUCAACAAAAACAACAACCAAAUCAAAAAUUACAAAAAAUUCCAUCAACAACACCUUGUAAACAACAUGAACAGACACAAUCAUCACCGCAACCUCCUACGAAAACUCCACCCCCACUACAACAACAGCCGCCAACAUCAGUUAUCCUACCACAAAUGCCACAAUUGCCUAAAAAAGCUGUAUGGGGUAGUCAAAGUGUUGACAAUGUUGAAACACAACAACAGCCUCAACCACAGCUUAGUAUUGCUGAAAUUCAACGACUUCAAGAGGAAAAGGAAAAAGAAGAACGACGUAUCCGUCAAGAACAACAGAUGCAAAUGAAUGCAGCAGCAAUUCUUGCUCAACAACAGCAACAACGAUCAAUGAAGUGGGCAACACAACCAUGGCAAGAACAGCAGACACCCGUUCAGAUCAAAACAUUAACAGAAAUUCAAGCGGAAGAAGCAGAAAAACAGGCAGCCUUAUUACGUCAGCAGCAGCAACAACAACAAGAAGCAAUGGAAGCAGCAAUUCGUCGACGACAAGAUCCACAUUCUCAAGGGGUUUUUACACCUUUAUCGGUGAUUGUAGCCAAAGGUUCGGGAAAUCAACAACAACCACCACCUGGUGUUUGGAACGGAUCACCAAAACCUGUACGAUCUGGUGCCGCCUGGGAUUCUGGAAUAGUAGCUGAUGAUGAAUCACAAAAUCAUCCAUCAUCACAGAUGACAGCGGCAUCUUCACAACAAAUCAACUAUAAAGCUGCUGUUGCAGCCGGACAAAAACCGAAGAUUGAUAGUUUAGCAUUACGACAAGUGCUCAAAACAAAUCCCAAAGUGAAGGAUCAAUCACUUAUGAUGUUCGUCCGUAAUGAAAUCGACAAUCCUGAGGAAUUGUAUCGUUCUUCAGUGGAAUUGUUGAACAAACAUUUCGAUAAUAUUGAUGCCAUUGGUUUUUUGAACAUUGUGAAAGAUCUUGGUUCACCAGCUGAAGUAUCGGAAUAUUGUCAAUCAUAUCUUGGUAGUAAUAAUGUUUCAAAAUCAUUUGUAAAAUUUUUCAUCACACGAAAAACGUAUCUGAUAAAAUUGAAACAACAACUGGAACAAGAGAGAAAUAAACAAUCACAAACCGUGACAAAGAAAAUAUCCAAUUGGAAUAAUGCACAAGAACACGAAGAACGAGUGAUCAAUUACAAAUCGGCAUUAUCAGCUAAUAAUAAUAAGACAUCAAUUCAAUCGUCGUCGUCGGGACAAUCACCAUCAAAUAGUAAUGGUAACAAUCAUUCAAGCGCACAUAUCAAGCCAGCUACACUGAAAGCACAGAUUGUCAAUAAUCUUAAUAAUAAAUCAGCAAACAAAGGAAAUGAUGAUAUAAAUCUAAUGACCAUACAGGUUGAAUCAAUGGAAGAAUUCGAUAAAUGGUGUCUAGAUGUACUUAGACAAAAUUUUGAGCUUACCAUUGAUGCUGAAACAUUCAUUGGUUUCUUGAAGGACAUUGCAUCGCCUGAUGAAAUUAAUGAUUAUGUACAAACAUAUCUGGGCAGUAAUAAAAUUUCCCGUGAUUUUGCCAAAAAUUUUAUUACUAAACGAAGCUAUCUUCGUAAUAAAGCCCGACAAAUUGAACCAUAUGAGGAUAUGUGUGGUCCAGCACCAGCUUUAACACCUGGUGGUGUGGAUAAUAAUGGCUUCGUUACUGUAUCCAGUUCGAAUAAAAAGAAACGAAGUAAAAAUAAACAAUCAACAACAUAAUCAUAAAUCAAAAAAAAAAAGAUUCAUAAAUGUGAUUUAAUUAAUUAUCCAAUUGAUCGAAAUCGUAGAUGUAAAAAACAAAUGAAUACCUACCAAUGAUGAUGAUGAUUAAUGAAAUGAAUUUUAAUAAUCAUUUAGCUACGAAUACGAUCAACAACAAAUAACACAAACUACCAAUACGAAAAUGUAAAAUGUUUUUCUCUUCAAUAAAAAAAAAUAAUAUGUUUAUUA